CGGCCCCGGAACCCCCGGGAGCGGCCCCGGGGCCCCCCCCAGCGCCCCCCGCCCCCUCCCGGCCCCCACAAACCCCCCCCCCGGGCACCGGCUCCUCCGCUCCCGUCCCCGCCGGGCUCUCCAUGCGAGCCGAGCCCCGAUGGCCGCGGUCCCGAGCGCCGGGAUCAAGCGCAAGCCGGAGGAUGCGGGAUCGGGAUCGGCCGCGUCCAGCGGCGCCGCCUCGGACGACGAGAUCGCCACGAGCGACAGCGGCGACAGCUGCGACAGCGGCGGCAGCUCCGGCAGCGCCGGGCCCCCGUCCAUCCUGCGGCGCUCGCGGGCGCGCCGGGGCGGGAAGCGCGUGCGCUUCGCCCAGGUCACCGUCUACUACUUCGCCCGGCGCCAGGGCUUCACCUGCGUGCCCAGCGCCGGCGGCAGCUCCCUGGGCAUGGCCCCGCGGCACCACCGCGCCCGCAGGUACAGCCUCAGCCAGUUCGCUCACCUGCGCCAGGUGAGCCACCGGCAGCACCUGCGGCAGCACCUCCGCAGGGAGAAACUGCGCGCCAGGAGGAGAGAGCUGACCCAGAACGGGACGGUGCCGUCGGCCGAGGCCGCGGGGCUCACCUUGGCCGACGUGUCCGACGACGACCUGGACGUGGGGCAGGUGGAGGUGGGCGAUUACUUCUACCUGCAGCCGCUGCCCACCAAGCGGCGCCGGGCGCUGCUGCGCGCCUCGGGCGUGCGCAGGAUCGACGCCGAGGAGCGGCAGGAGCUGCGGGCGCUGCGCCUGUCCCGCGAGCAGUGCGGCUGCCUCUGCCGCCUCACCUGUGAGCCGCGCACCUGCGCCUGCAGCCAGGCCGGCAUCCAGUGCCAGGUGGAUCGCACGUCAUUCCCGUGCGGCUGCUCCCGGGACGGCUGCGGGAACGUGGCCGGGCGGAUCGAGUUCAACCCCCUGCGCGUGCGCACCCACUUCCUGCACACCUUGAUGAAGCUGGAGCUGGAGAACCGGCGGGAGGAGGAGGAGGAGGAGGAGGGAGCUGCUGCCCUCCCUGGCCCCACCUGGCCCCCCCCGCAGCCCCCCGAGACUCAGGACUUCCAGGAGUACCUGGCGGAGAACGAGCGGGCGGUGCUGCACCUGCAGACGGCCGAGGAGCUGGAGAGGCUGAAGGCUGAGGAAGACUCUGGAAGCGGCUCUGGGGGAGAGGGGGGCGGGGUCUGCGUCCUGGGGGAGCACCUGGAUGACACCUGGCAGGUGAAACCUCCCCCGUGCCCCGGGCUCAGCUCCACCAUCCUCAUCCCAGCCCAGUUCCCUCUGGAAUCUUCUGUCCUGUGCUACCCCCCGGGGCAGCCGACCCAGGUGGGCUCCCAGCCUUACCUGGCCGAUGCACCUGGGCUCUACUGCCAGGUGGAGCCACGGGCAGGUGCCAAGGGUGGGAGUGGCCACGUGGAGCAUCCAGCUCCAGCUUCCAGCCCCCCUGGGAAGGAGCUGGGGCUCCCACCUGUCCCUGCUGCUGUGAGCAAGGGAGGAGCACCUGAAAAUCUCCCAGAGCACCUGGAGCACCCCCACCUGCCCAUAUGAGUGGCCUCGGGCCCUCUGGCUCCAUUAUUUAUUCCAUGGAUUGAUUAUUUAAUUGGUGGGGGCUGCUCUGGACAGAGGAUUUCCCUGGCCCAGGGCCAGGAGUCCUUCACUCACCUGGUAGGGGUCACCUGUGCCGGGACUCACCUGAGCUGCAGCCCCUUGGAUCCUUCCUGUUCUCCAUCCCACCUGGCAGAGAUCACCUGUGCAAGGACUCACCUGAGCUGGAGCCUCCUGGAUCCCGUGGCAGCUCUGUCUCCCCGGCUGCCUCCACUCUCCUUGUUUUUAAGGGAAAAGCCCUUUUUCCCUAAUUCCUGUUUGUUUAAUGAAUGUUUCACCUGGGCCGCCUCCCAUCCCACCUCAUCCAGGUGAUGCUCCCACUCACCUGCAGCUGGGAUGGAUUGGGAAACACCUGGAACUGGCACAAGAGACCCAAGACUGGAGUCCCCAAACUCACCUGGAAAAUUUUGGGGGUUGAACCAACUUCACUUCCUCACUGGCUCCUCCAUCACCUGGAAUUGAUCACCUGUACCUGUGGGAACCUUCUGGGAUGUUCAUUCCUGUGCUGGGAGGUGCCUCCAGCAGCUGCUGAGGGGUUGGAGCUGCCCCUCCAAGGACCAGGAUUUGGGAUGUGAGGGUGCAGGAGUGUCCCUGUCCCUACCUGUGAUCCUGGCCCAUUGCAGGUGGUCCUGGGCCAGUUCCAGCAGGGUCAGAGCGCUGCAGGUGUGCCCAGGUGUCCCUGUUAGCCCACGGAUGCAGUGUCACCUGGCCCUGCCCUGCCUCCUUCCCAUCCCAGGUGAGCUCCAUCCACCCAUCCAGGUGACCCCCACCUGGCUGUGAUUCCCAAAGAACCUGUUCCUGCCAUUCCAGCACUCGGGGUCCAUCCCAUGAUGCCAUGGACGUUCUGUUCCUGGUGAACCCGACUUCCUGGAGCCCCUGCAAUUCCCUGUGCUGCUCCUCAGGUGCUUCCUGCUCACCUGUGUUCCUUCUGGCUCCGGGCAUCUCCACUGGCAUCAAACUGGUCAGACUGGGAUGGAUUCAGGUUCUCCAGGUGUGGAUUCUCCAGACUCACCUGGUCCCUGCAGCCCUUCCUCGGACUGGGAUUCAUGGAAAACCCACCUGUGCUCCGGACCUUCUGCAGCUCUGACAUCUGUCUCGGAGUGAAACUUCUCAUUUUUGGGGCUUUCCCCUCUUUUUUGGCUUCUGCCAGGUGAGAUCAACCUGGGCCAGGAGCAGUUCCAGCCUGGGAAGAGGCAGGAGUGGGGGAAAAUCGGGAUGUGGGGUGGGGCUGCCUGUUCUCCUCUGGGUCUGUGCCCCAAAUCCUGCAUUCUGCUCACCUGGAGCCUACAGACUGUGGGAUCUGCUCACCUGGAUCUGCUCACCUUGUGGGAUCUGUGCCCCUGGACCUGCUCACCUGCUCUGGUGUGUGCCUUCAGGACCUGCUCACCUGGAUGCUCCCAGACCCCACAGGGACCCAAAUCCCCCAGCCCAGUUGCUGCCACCCCAUUCUUUUCCUGACUUUUUGAUUUCACCAUUUUGGCUUUUCCAGCAGUUUUCCCACACUGGGGUCUGACCCCCCCCCCCCCCAGUUUUGGGGGGUUGAGGGUCCCCUGGUGCACCUGGGGGUCACCUGUCCCCUGUGGGGGGUUUAAAAGGGGUUUAAGGGGGCUCAAAGUGGGGUUUUUAGGGGUUAUGGAGGUGCUGAGGGAGUUUUUUUGGGUUG
Molecule: messenger RNA, 3278 nt
Organism: Vidua chalybeata
Lineage: Eukaryota; Metazoa; Chordata; Aves; Passeriformes; Viduidae
Gene: CSRNP2
Product: cysteine and serine rich nuclear protein 2
Exons: 5
Coding region: 140-1558 (472 amino acids)
Biological process (GO): regulation of transcription by RNA polymerase II
Cellular component (GO): nucleus
Molecular function (GO): sequence-specific DNA binding; DNA-binding transcription factor activity, RNA polymerase II-specific
Source: RefSeq, a predicted model, not a curated record